AUGCCUAAACGCUCACUUCGCAGCCCCUCUCCUUUUGCAUCAAAGAAACCCCGUUCCGACGUAGAGAUCGUCCAUCGCAAAAUCGCGACAGCAGACGCAGCCGCAAAGGUCGAUGCGCAUAGACCUCUGCCCCAGCUUCUAAACGCCCUAAGUAAUGUCGUCAAGUCUCCUAAGAAAGGCGAGGCAGUUGUGUAUUGGAUGAGGAUGGAAGAUAUGAGAAUCGUCGAUAAUCGUGCGCUCGCGCAAGCCUCUUCGGCAGCUAAGGAGGAUAACAUACCUCUCCUUGCCCUCUUUAUUCUUAGUCCACAGGACUACGCCGCUCACGACAGGAGUCCACGCAGGGUAGAUUUUACCUUAAGGAAUCUCUCUAUUCUGCAGUCUUCCCUUGCGGGCCUGCACAUUCCAUUGCACACCGUGACCCACACUCCCCGCCGAAUGCUACCAUCUCGCGUUCUAUCUCUCCUGAAAUCGUGGAAUGUCACUCGUCUGUUCGCAAACAUCGAGUAUGAAGUCGAUGAGCUGCGUCGCGACAUCAAUGUUUGUGAGCUCGCGAAAGAGCAGGGUGUCCGUCCGACCUUUGUCCACGACAAACUUGUCGUAGAACCAGACACCCUUCAGACAAAGACCGGCAAGCCGUUCACUGUUUACUCGCCGUUCCAGCGCCAAUGGCUGCCUACCCUCAACGGCGACCUGCCACGAUUUUUGGGUGAAGCCCCGGCCCCGAGCCCCAACUCUAAGGAUAUCCACGAGCAUCCUAAAUUCGCAGACCUGUUUAAUACCCCUAUUCCUCCAUCAGUUGAAGGGUUUGAGUGCGCCGAUCGAGACAAGAUGUCAGAAGUCUGGCCCGCGGGCCAUGAUGCUGCUAAACAAGUGAGCAUCGCCUACUAUCUGUAUGCAUACACACUGACCCGUGCUCGCCGAAAAAGCAGAGCGCUUGUGUACAAGGCGGAGAGGGACAGGGCAGACAGGAAUACAACGAGCCGGUUGAGCCCGUACCUUUCCGCGGGCGUGAUAUCCGCACGAGAGCUCAUCUGGGCGAGCAUGACUCUCCUAGGCAUCAAAACUGUGCGCGCUGAUAGAGAGUCGGAUGUCGGGAUGUGGGUACAGGAGAUUGCCUGGCGCGACUUUUACACGCACGUUAUGGUCGCAUUUCCGCGGGUGUCCAUGGGCCGGCCCUUCCAAGAGAAAUACGCGGAUGUCAAGUGGGAGACGAACGAGGAACAUCUCAGGGCAUGGCAGGAAGGCCGCACUGGCGUGCCAAUUGUCGACGCCGCCUUGCGGCAGGCGAACACUAUGGGGUGGAUGCACAACCGCCCACGCAUGAUCGCGGCCAUGUUCCUCACCAAGGACCUUAUGAUUGAUUGGCGACUCGGCGAACGCCAUUUCAUGCAACAAUUUAUUGAUGGCGACCUUGCGUCCAACAAUGGCGGGUGGCAGUGGAGCGCUAGCACAGGCACUGACCCGCAGCCAUAUUUCCGCAUUUUCAAUCCGUACCUGCAAAGCGAGAAGACAGACCCGUCAGGCGAGUACAUCCGCGCGUUCGUGCCGGAGCUGCGGGACGUGAGGGGGAAGGAUGUGCAUCAGCCGUCAGCGAAAUUGGCGGAUAAGUUGGGGUAUCCGAGGCCGAUUGUAGAUCAUCAUGAAAGUCGAGAGAGGGCGCUCAGAAGGUAUAAGAACCCCGGGGAAGAGUAGAAACGUGGUUCUUGCUCUUGAUUUGGCAUGUCACACUAUAUUAUUUUAUGUACCAUCGCGUCCAGCCUUACGUUGAAGGAUAUGCAUAUGCAAUGUCCUCAAAUUACCUUAAUAUCUCGCAU
Messenger RNA from Heterobasidion irregulare TC 32-1, 1814 nucleotides. RefSeq lists its product as uncharacterized. Bases 1 to 1692 code for a protein of 563 amino acids. Gene Ontology annotation, cellular component: nucleus; cytoplasm. The transcript is spliced from 8 exons. The record is from RefSeq and is a predicted model, not a curated record. Gene Ontology annotation, molecular function: FAD binding; DNA binding. NCBI's taxonomy places the organism in Eukaryota, Fungi, Basidiomycota, Agaricomycetes, Russulales, Bondarzewiaceae. Gene Ontology annotation, biological process: entrainment of circadian clock by photoperiod; circadian regulation of gene expression.